Polyodon spathula (Mississippi paddlefish) is the source of this 2453-nucleotide messenger RNA. RefSeq names its product protein Wnt-10a. NCBI's taxonomy places the organism in Eukaryota, Metazoa, Chordata, Actinopteri, Acipenseriformes, Polyodontidae. The transcript has 4 exons. Bases 456 to 1622 code for a protein of 388 amino acids. Gene Ontology annotation, cellular component: extracellular region. Gene Ontology annotation, molecular function: frizzled binding; cytokine activity. The record is from RefSeq and is a predicted model, not a curated record. Gene Ontology annotation, biological process: multicellular organism development; cell fate commitment; neuron differentiation.
CGUAAGUCACAUUGAGUAGAGCUAGAGAGCGAGAAUGAGAAAGCGCAUCGUGGAUACUGUCGAAUACAAAUAGAGUGGAUCACUACGAAAACUGCGAAAAAAAUUGAUGUCCAGGUAUUAUUCAAGGAAAAAACAAACAACAAAAAAAAAAAAACCUUAAAGUCUAAGUUUACAUUUGCAAAGGACUUCUAAAGGAGCGGGGGUAAAAGCGAAACUGUCUGAGUCUGUUGUAUGAAGGAUAUUAGAUUUUUGACAGCUUUUUAUUUUAGGAGAAGUGAGGGUUAUCUAAAUUGAAUUCAAACGCCACAUCCAGAAUUCAUUAAGCACAGCUGGAGUUUACAUCUAAAACAAACUCGUAUGUUUUCUUGCAAAAAGUUUCCAGCUGAAACGUGAGGAGAGAUUGUACACAUACCCGUGCUUUAAAACCGUGAGUUCGGUUUUAUUAUAAACAAAAAAUGGAAAUAUUCAAUUUACAAAUAUUCCGUUUCUUGAUGGUUAUAUCACUCCUUAUGCAAAGGAUAGACUCUAACGAAAUUUUGGGUUUGAAACUCCCAUCUGAUCCAAUUCUGAAUGCCAAUACAGUUUGCUUAACUCUUCCGGGCUUGACAAGACGACAGUUGGAAGUGUGUAUGCGAAAUCCAGAUGCUACAGCAUCAGCCAUCCAGGGGAUCCAGAUUGCCAUCCACGAGUGCCAACACCAAUUCAGAGGCCACAGGUGGAACUGCUCCAGUCUGGAGACUAGGAAUAAGAUUCCUUAUGAUAGUGCCGUUUUCAGCAGAGGCUUCAAGGAGAGUGCCUUUGCGUAUGCAAUAGCAGCUGCUGGAGUGGUCCAUGCCGUAUCUAAUGCUUGCUCAAUGGGGAAGCUAAAAGCUUGUGGCUGUGAUGAGAAAAGGAGAGGGGAUGAAGAGGCUUUUCGCAUCAAACUGAACCGACUCCAGCUUGAAGCCAUAAACCGGGGGAAAGGCAUGGUUCACGGAGUCAUGGAGCACAUCCCAGCCGAUGCCCCAGGACCCCAGGACUCCUGGGAAUGGGGAGGCUGCAGUCCUGAUGUGGACUUUGGAGAAAAGUUUUCCAGGGACUUUCUAGAUUCCAGAGAAACAUACAAGGAUAUUCAUGCCAGGAUGAGAUUGCACAAUAACAGAGUGGGCAGGCAGGUUGUAUUGGACAAUAUGAAGAGGAAGUGUAAAUGCCACGGAACCUCAGGGAGCUGCCAGCUGAAAACUUGCUGGCAGAUGACUCCGGAGUUCAGAGCUGUGGGUUCCCUUCUUAAAGACAGGUUUCACAUAGCUACUUUAAUCAAAGCCCACAACAGGAACACAGGGCAGGUGGAGAACGUCCACCUACCACACAGGAGGAGAGCUAAUCUGAACGAGCUUAUCUAUUUUGAGAAAUCACCAGACUUCUGUGAGAGGGAACCUGAGUCCGAUUCUGCCGGCACACAGGGGAGGAUUUGUAACAAAACAAGUCCUGGGAUGGAAAAUUGUGAAAGCCUGUGUUGUGGAAGAGGACACAACAUCCUGCAACAGACCAGAAGUGAAAGAUGCAACUGCAAGUUUCACUGGUGCUGUUAUGUCGUUUGUGAAGAGUGCCGGAUAACAGAAUGGGUUAGCGUAUGUAAAUAAAAUGAAAUUCAACAUAUUUAUCAUACGGGAAGAGACACAUCUGGACCAUCAGAUUGACUUUCCUUUGCUGUGGACAACGCUCUGUGAUAUAUGGAUGCAUAAAACCGUCUUAAAGUUUAAAGCAUGAGACUUCAAUGCUAAAAGAGUUAAGAUUGAUCUUUUAAAUCAGCACUGCUUUUCAUUUUAGAAAAAAAGGUGUUGUUAAGUUAAAUAAUUUAAAUAUAGAUAAGAAAUUGUAUAAAAGACUUGUCAGUAUUUGAGAGAAACAGGGGGUACAUUGUUGCAAGUGCUGUAUUUAAGGAUAUGCUUUUUCAAAACUGAAUUUCUGGCACAUUAAUAAAACUUCAAUAACAACAAAAAAUAAUGAGAUCUUGCUUGUAUUUUAAUAAAUGCACAUACAUGUGUGGCACACCAAUCUGUUUAACAUACAUUUGUUGUGAACUAAAUUAUGCACUACCAAGAUCCUUCACCAAAGUGUUAUUUUUUUUAUUAUUAUUAUUUUAAAACUGUGGAUGAACAUUUUAUCAACAAAUACAUCGAACUUUAUUCAUUCUGGACUUGCAAAAAAAUGGCAAUUGUAUCUAUGGACAAGGGAGAUGCUAUUGAAACAUCUACACAUGUGUUACUGAUGUAUUGUUUGGGAGACUACCAGAGUGAUUCACAAUAAACUGGGAGGGUUGAAGAACACCCCCCAAGAUGCCUCAAAAUACAAUUUAUAUUAAAAUGAAAUGAUGUUGACCAUUUGUUGAUUUACUGCAUUAUAAGUUAUUUUAUUUUUGUGAAUAACCUAAUAUUUGUAAACUUAGUUGUAUUGAAAAACCAUGCUAAAUA